CUCCAAGCUGUCUCCUCCAAUGGCUGCCACCCCAACCCUCAUCAGAACUUAGUUCAUCUCCAACUGGUCUGCACUCAUCUCCUCCGCCAUUUCCCCCUCCCUUUUUCUUCCUCCAUAAAUGCCUUCUCUCCAUCUCUUCAACCCCACCGCCCCUCCCCUCCUCCUCCUCACUUUUCCCUUCAAUUCACCUCCUCCAUGGCUACUUCCGGCCGCCACCCCGUUUACCGCGGCGUUCGACGCCGCAACACAGGCAAAUGGGUGUCGGAAAUUCGCGAGCCCCGGAAGCCAAAUCGGAUUUGGUUGGGAACCUUCCCGACAGCUGAAAUGGCGGCUGUGGCUUAUGACGUUGCUGCCCUUGCUCUCAAGGGCCACGACACCCACCUCAAUUUCCCCAAUUCCGCGUCCUCUCUCCCUGUUCCUGCUUCACGUUCACCCUCUGAUAUUCAGGCUGCAGCCGCCUCUGCCGCCGCUGCGCUUGGUGCCGCAGCAGCCGCCAUCGAGGCAAGAAGUGGUUUUCACGGUGGCCGUAGUAAUGAUCCAGGGGAAGUGCGAAAUCAUUUCAUGGACGAGGACUUGAUUUUUGAUAUGCCUAAUAUUCUAAUGAAUAUGGCUGAAGGAAUGCUUCUUAGCCCUCCCCGUUUCAAUAAUCAUGGUGGUGAUGACGACGGAGCCGAUCAUGGUACUGGAAACCUCUGGAAUUUUUUCUAAGCAACAAAUAUACACAUAGGGUUUUGUUUCUUCCGUCUUCUGGUUCUAAAAAGGAGGGAUGUUAUAUAAGAUCCCACCUCAAUUGUAGAGGAGAACAAAACACUCUUUAUAAGUAUGUACAAACUUCUCCCUAGCAAAUACAUUUUUAAAAGAUAGUAUGUGUCUGAUCAGCGGCCAUUCACCACAUUUGGUGAAGAAAGAAGCAAAAAGCAAAGCAAGUUGGAAGGUUAAGUUAGUUGAAGAUAAUGAGAAGUUUGA
Messenger RNA from Cucurbita maxima (winter squash), 966 nucleotides. Its product is annotated as ethylene-responsive transcription factor ERF024-like. Gene Ontology annotation, biological process: regulation of DNA-templated transcription. Lineage: Eukaryota; Viridiplantae; Streptophyta; Magnoliopsida; Cucurbitales; Cucurbitaceae. The record is from RefSeq and is a predicted model, not a curated record. The coding region runs from base 196 to 708 and encodes 170 amino acids. The transcript has a single exon. Gene Ontology annotation, molecular function: DNA binding; DNA-binding transcription factor activity.